This is a messenger RNA of Corythoichthys intestinalis (scribbled pipefish), 4698 nucleotides long. RefSeq names its product protocadherin 18a (gene pcdh18a). Gene Ontology annotation, biological process: homophilic cell-cell adhesion. The transcript has 4 exons. Gene Ontology annotation, molecular function: calcium ion binding. Gene Ontology annotation, cellular component: plasma membrane. Lineage: Eukaryota; Metazoa; Chordata; Actinopteri; Syngnathiformes; Syngnathidae. The record is from RefSeq and is a predicted model, not a curated record. Bases 410 to 3946 code for a protein of 1178 amino acids.
UUGAUUGAAGAAAGGGGUAAUGUAGUUUAGUUGAGGCGGGUUGUUUUGAGUGAGUCUCAGUGCAAGGAGCCUCUCAGACCGAGAGGGAGAGUGGAAGAGAGAAGCGCGGACGCACGCUGUGAGGGGAGAGAGUGAAGCGCGCACACUUCAGUAGCACAAGGCUGUUGUAAUGCAAACUCGACGUGCGCAACAGAUCUGUACUGCAGCGGACAACGGGUAUUUUAAUUCAAAUUGUUGCAAGUCGGCCAACAUUGCAUCUGAAUGUGUUCUCUUCUCAAUACGAGCAAUGCGACGCGGAACACUCCACCCAGUUGCCUAAAUCAAACCAGGAAUUGAACUCUGCAACAUUUUGGAGCUUCUUUUUCCUUGAUUUUUCCCACAAAGGAGCAUAGUGACGGGACUUUUAAGAAUGAGAAUGUGGGGAUUAUUCAUCAUUUUCGUGCUAUCAACGCUCCAAGCCUCUGGUAAGACACUGCGUUAUCAGAUUUAUGAGGAACAAAAGGUUGGCACAGUUAUUGCUCGUUUAAAAGACGAUGUCGCGGAUGUUCUGGCUAAACUUCCAAGCUCUGUGUCGUUGCGCUUCCGAGCCAUGCAAAGGGGGAGUUCAUCCUACCUGACAGUGCGCGAACAAGACGGAGAAAUAAGCAUCAAGUCGAAAAUUGACAGAGAAAAACUUUGUGAAAAUAAUCUCAACUGCUCGAUUCAAUUCGACGUGCUUACUUUGCCUACGGAGCACCUGCAGCUUUUUCAUGUCGAAGUGGAAGUGCUGGACAUUAACGACAACGCGCCACAGUUCGCCCGUUCAGUAAUCCCGAUUGAAAUAUCCGAGAGUGCGUCUGUGGGCGCGCGCAUUCCCCUGGACAGUGCCACGGACGCAGACGUGGGCGAAAACUCCUUGUACAGCUAUGACUUAGAGCCCAACAAUUUCUUUAAAAUUGAAAUACAGUCCAGAACCGACGGGGCGAAAUAUUCUGAGCUUGUGGUACUCCGAGAGCUGGAUCGGGAGGUGCGCUCCAAUUAUGAACUAAAGUAUACAGCCUUUGAUAGGGGUGUUAUAUCCCGAACCGGAACCACUCUGCUUAAAAUCAACAUCGCAGACUCAAAUGACAACAGCCCAGUCUUUGACAAGUCAUCGUAUGUGAUAAACCUACCCGAAAAUGCACCUGUUGGAACACUGAUAAUUGACUUGAACGCCACUGACGCAGAUGAUGGGACGAACGCCAAAAUAGUAUAUUCAUUCAGCAGUCAUGUGUCCCCCAAAAUCAUGGAGACGUUCAAAAUUAACCCUGACAGUGGUCAUCUGACCCUCAUAUCUCGUGUAGACUACGAGACAGUUAACUCCUAUGACAUUGACGUGCAAGCACAGGAUAUGGGUCCAAACUCAAUGCCAGCUCACUGCAAGAUACUGGUCAAAGUGGUGGAUGUAAACGACAACAAACCAGACAUCAGCAUAAAUAUAAUGUCCUCACAGGGAAAUGGGGAUGCUGCAUAUGUGUCAGAGGCUGCACCGCUGGACACAUUUGUAGCUUUAGUGAGGGUGGAGGACUUAGACUCUGGUUUGAAUGGGGAGGUGGAGUGUAAACUUCACGGUCAAGGUUAUUUUAAACUACAGAAAACAUAUGAAAACAACUACAUGAUUCUGACUAAUGUGUCUCUGGACCGAGAAAAGAGGUCAGAGUUUAGUUUAACUGUGGUGGCUGAGGACAAAGGAAUUCCAAGUCUCUCCACAAUCAAGCACUUCACUGUCCAUGUAACGGAUGAAAAUGACAAUCCACCACAUUUUGAGAAAGGACAGUUUGAAAUCUUUAAAUCAGAGAACAAUGCCCCAGGGGCAUAUUUGACCUCCAUCAUAGCAACAGACCCAGAUCUGGAUGUCAAUGGACAGGUGAUCUACUCCAUUCUGGAGAGUUCAAUUCACGGGAGCUCCAUUUCCACUUAUGUCACCAUUGACCCAUCUAAUGGUGCAAUCUAUGCACUCCGCACAUUUGAUAGGGAGGAUGUGAGUCGCAUCACCUUUAAUGUGCAAGCCAAGGAUGCUGGAAAGCCCCCACUGUUCAGCAAUGCCACCAUUGUUCUAAACAUCCUGGAUGAGAAUGACAAUCCGCCCGUGAUUGUGGUCCCCCAGCUGUGGAAUUUAAGUGCUGAUGUACCAGUUUCAAAGUUCACUGAAGCCGGACAGCUUGUGACUCUGGUGAGGGCAACCGACCGUGAUACAGGAAUGAAUUCUGAACUCAUUUGCUCCAUCGUCAGCGGCAAUGAAGAAGGCUUCUUCAUUAUUGACCCAAGAACAUGUGAAAUUCACGCUAACGCCAGCUUAGAGAACUUCCCUUCUGAGCAUGCUGAGUUAACUGUUGUGGUGAGAGAUCAGGGAAGCGAGAGUCUCAGUGCCAAAGCAGUUCUUAGGAUCAACCUCUACGAGAAUAUGGAGAAUCAUGUCCAAGUGAUGGACCAAGGGGAGUCUCCACUUGAUGCAUCACUCAUAAUCAUCAUUUCCCUGGGGGCCAUAUGCGCUGUGCUGCUAGUAAUCAUGGUGGUGUUUGCCGCUCACUGCAACAGAGAGAAGAAGGAAACUAGGCAAUCUUACAACUGCCGUGUCGCGGAGUCUACCCACCAGCACCACCCCAGGAAGCCUUCACGGCAGAUCCACAAAGGAGACAUCACCCUAGUUCCCACUGUGAAUGGUACCUUACCAAUUAGAUCCCAUCACCGUUCUCCUUCGGCAACACCCCCAAUGGACCGAGCCCAGAUGGGGAGCAGGCAGAAUCACCAGAGUCGCCAAUCCCUUAACAGCCUGGUGACCAUCUCAUCCAAUCACAUUCCAGAGAGCUUCGCCCUGGAGCUGGCACAUACAACUCCACAGGUGGAGCAAGUCUCACAGCUUCUGUCCAUGCUCCAUCAGGGCCAGUACCAACCCAGACCCAGUUUCCGUGGCAACAAAUACUCUCGCAGCUACAGGUAUGCAUUACAAGACAUGGACAAGUUCAGCCUAAAGGACAGUGGACGUGGGGACAGCGAGGCGGGGGACAGUGAUUGUGAAAUGGGGAGAGAAUCCCCCGUGGACAGGUUGCUGCUGGGGGAAGGCUUUUCUGACCUUAUACAUCUUGAAAUGCACCCACGUCUCCAUCCAGCAAUGAGACUAUGCACAGAUGAAUGCCGGGUCCUGGGACAUUCUGACCAGUGCUGGAUGCCGCCCCUUUCCUCACCCACAUCCUCCUCAGACUACCGCAACAACAUGUAUAUCCCAGGGGAAGAGUCUUCCCAGCAACCACCGAUUGAUGAUGACCAGUCCUCAGAGGAGUCAGAACAGCUCAAGAGUUUCUCCACUUUUGGAAAGGAGCAUGGGAGUGAGGAGGCAGGGCUGGCAAGAGUUGCUGCUGCAGGGGGAAGUGACAUUUGCCCAUCUACAGGAGGGGCUGGCUCUCUUCUCACAGAGAUGAAUAGUGUGUUCCAGCGGCUCCUACCCGCUAAUAUGGACUCAUAUAGUGAGUGCACUGAAACAAGCCCAACCUCAUCCUCAUCAGUUGCUGAGAAAGGGGGUGGACGCGGUGGCAGCAUUUCUGGUAACCAUAGCAACAAUGCUGUUCCUCAGGAUAGUCGUAGAGGCCUGUUACCCGGUGGGAAGGGUCCCACUUACCCACCAGGCGUCGCCGCGUGGGCUGCCAAUACCCACUAUUUAAAUCCAGGAAGUGCAUCUGUAGGGAACAACCACAUUUCCCCAACUCUGCCCUCAUCAUCCAACUCCACCAAUGGACAGCCACCACAUCUCAAAUGGCUCCCUGCCAUGGAAGAAAUUCCAGAGAACUAUGAGGAAGAUGAAUUUGACGGUGCGUUCUAUCAGGGUCACCAGGGUGGCAAACGUGGCGAGAACCGCCAGGAGACCAGCAUGGAUGCUAGCGAGCUUGCCCAUGAGAUAAACAAACUACUGCAGGACGUCAGGCAGAACUAGCGAAUGAAAUACAGUAUGUAACAUUGUUUCCUCUGAGUCAUUUGACAGCCGUCUGAACAAAAUUCAAUGUGCAGACAUAAAUAUACAAUAUGAUAAAUGGAUUGUGCUCAUUGUUAUGUCUCGUUUGUUUUACCAAAUAUCCUCUCACCUCUCUGAGCUGAGAGACUUGAAGAGUAAAACAUUGCACUGUAACAGAAGUGGCACAAUGACCUCAUAGAAACUUAAUGUACAUGCUCUAAAGUUGUCAUUGUGUUUGUAGGUGAUUUUGAGCGAGAAUCGGGCAACGAACUCCCGAUCAUUAUUUGUAAUGUUUACAGAUGCCAGCGGGAAAAGCCAACUGUUACGUGAUCUUAAUUUUACAGUGUACAACAAAUGUACAGUGUCUGUGAAAAAAGUCUGCUUCACUUGAAUAUUGUGCUAUAUUUGUUUUGGUAUCAUGGAAUGUAACUGUACAAAUCAACCUUUGUAUUUUAAAAAUACACUCUUUUGUAUUUCUAUAUAUUUAUAUGUGUCCAUUUAUGUUUGUACAGGAGAAAAAAAACAAAUGUCUAUUUUUUUAUAAUAUCGCUGCAUGGCUUAAUAUUCAGUGUUUAUUCAAUGUGUCUCUUUGUUCUCUUUUAUUACUUUUAUCAAACAAUUGUAUUUAAUUUUGUAUUGAAUGUUUGUGAGCACCAUUUCACUGAAUCACAUUCCAACACAGUUAAUGUUGAGAUAUGGUUUUUGUAUGGUGUCCUAUGACAGAGGCAAAUAAA